This is a messenger RNA of Chiloscyllium plagiosum (whitespotted bambooshark), 7586 nucleotides long. It is a transcript of the gene kat2b, whose product is annotated as K(lysine) acetyltransferase 2B. Gene Ontology annotation, molecular function: protein binding; histone H3 acetyltransferase activity. Gene Ontology annotation, biological process: positive regulation of transcription by RNA polymerase II; chromatin remodeling. NCBI's taxonomy places the organism in Eukaryota, Metazoa, Chordata, Chondrichthyes, Orectolobiformes, Hemiscylliidae. The record is from RefSeq and is a predicted model, not a curated record. Gene Ontology annotation, cellular component: nucleus; ATAC complex.
GUGUGUGAAGAAAUGUUUAAUUGCAUUGCUUGUUAACUCAUCCUUUGAUUGUCAUCGCAUUGGUGUUUCCAGUAUGCAGCCAUAAAUUUUCUUUCGACAUGUUGCUUUUUUUCUCAUUUGAAGUGAAUUGAACAAAAAACAAUCAGCCAACAACUGUGUCAGUUUGUGCUCUGCACCGCCCCUGGCGGGGUGCUGCUCAACGCUCUGGACUACAGAGUGUACAGGGAGGCAGGGCAAUGAGUGAGCUGCCACCACCAUCACCACCGCUGUGGUCACCAUUCCAGCCCGGAUCACUUCCUUAAAAAACAGCACAACAGUGCUGUGCACGUACAGAGCUGCUGGGAGCCAUGGCGGAGAGCGGCGGCGGUGGCGGAGGCGGAGGUGGAGGUGGAGGGGGAGGGCUCGGCGGGUUGCAGCAGGGAUCGCCGGCGGUGUGUGUCGCCUCCUCGGACUCGGUGCCUCCUGUGCCGGUGUCGCUGGCUUUGCCGGUUGUCAGCUGCGCCGCGGUUGCAGAGAGCGGCCGAUCCGCCGCCGCCGCCGCCGCCGCGGGGAGUCAGCAGCAACAACAGCAGCAGCAGCGGGAGAGGAUUGCGCUGAGGAAAGCGCAGCUCCGCAACUACCCCCGGACAAAGAAACUGGAAAAACUCGGCGUUUAUUCCGCCUGCAAGGCUGAAGAAUCAUGCAAGUGCAAUGGCUGGAAAAAUCCAAAACCCCCUCCAACCCCUCCAAGAAUAAGCCUCCAGCAGACAACUGUCAGUCUUACAGAACUGUGUCGGAGCUGUAACCAUACACUCACUGAUCAUGUUUCCAAUUUGGAAAAUGUAUCCGAAGAAGAAAUGAACAGGCUGCUUGGAAUAGUACUAGAUGUGGAGUACUUAUUUACCUGUGUCCACAAAGAAGAAGAUGCAGACACAAAGCAAGUUUAUUUUUACCUGUUCAAACUUUUGAGAAAAUGUAUUUUACAAAUGGGGAAUCCUGUGGUGGAAGGACCGUUAGGAAGUCCACCUUUUGAGAAACCCAGCAUUGAACAGGGAGUUAAUAACUUUGUGCAGUACAAGUUUAGUCACCUUCCAUCAAAAGAAAGGCAAACUAUUUGUGAACUGUCCAAAAUGUUUCUGAAUCGAAUCAACUACUGGCAGCUGGAAACUCCCUCACAACGGAGGCUUCGUUCACCAAAUGAUGAUGGUGCUGGAUACAAAGUUAAUUAUACAAGAUGGUUGUGUUAUUGUAAUGUUCCUCAGUUCUGUGAUAGUCUCCCACGACAUGAAACCACCCAGGUUUUUGGCAGGACGUUGCUCCGCUCUGUUUUUACUGUCAUGAGGCGCCAGUUACUGGAGAAAUCCAGGCAGGAGAAAGAUAAGCUACCAUUAGAAAAACAAACAUUGAUCCUUACCCAUUUUCCAAAAUUCCUUUCAAUGUUAGAGGAAGAAGUGUAUAGCCACAACUCUCCUAUAUGGGAUUUAGACUUCAUGGUGUCCUGUGGCAACAUCCAACUAGGAAUACAACAAGUUGUAAACUCUCCUGCAGUUCCUGGGAUUCUGCCAAACACAAAAUCAUUUGGGUAUGGAUCGAGCCCAGCUUCUGAUCAAACCAACAUUGGAAGUUUGAGUCCUGUCUGGAGGAACAAAGCAGCUCUGAGCUCAGAGCAAAUAUUAGGAGAGAAAAGAAAACCUACAGAACCACUUACUAUGGAAGACGCCAAGAGACAAAGAGUUUUGGGAGAUAUCCCAAUGGAGUUAGUGAAUGAAGUAAUGUCAACUAUCACAGAUACAGCUGCUAUGUUGGGUCCAGAGACCAGCUUGCUAUCAGCACAUGCAGCCAGAGAUGAAGCAGCAAGGCUUGAAGAAAGAAGGGGUGUAAUCGAGUUCCACGUUGUGGGAAACUCACUCAGCCAAAAACCAAACAAGAAAAUGAUGAUGUGGUUAGUUGGAUUACAGAAUGUUUUCUCCCAUCAAUUACCCAGAAUGCCCAAGGAAUACAUCACUCGGCUUGUUUUUGAUCCUAAGCACAAGACCCUUGCUUUGAUCAAAGAUGGCCGUGUGAUUGGCGGUAUUUGUUUCCGGAUGUUUCCAACGCAAGGCUUUACAGAGAUUGUGUUUUGUGCUGUAACAUCUAAUGAACAAGUGAAGGGCUAUGGAACCCAUCUAAUGAAUCAUCUGAAAGAAUAUCACAUCAAACAUAACAUUCUGAACUUUCUGACUUAUGCAGAUGAAUAUGCAAUUGGCUACUUCAAAAAGCAGGGAUUCUCUAAGGAUAUAAAAGUUCCAAAAGUCAAAUAUGUUGGUUACAUUAAAGACUAUGAAGGUGCCACUCUGAUGGGCUGUGAAUUGAAUCCAAGGAUCCCGUACACCGAGUUCUCAGUGAUCAUAAAGAAACAGAAAGAGAUUAUAAAGAAGUUGAUAGAAAGAAAACAAGCACAGAUUCGAAAGGUGUACCCAGGACUCUCUUGCUUUAAAGAAGGAGUGCCACAGAUUCCUAUUGAAAGUAUACCUGGAAUAAGGGAAUCUGGUUGGAAGUCGAGUGGAAAAGAAAGAGGUAAAGACUCCAGAGACCCUGACCAGCUUUACAAUAUCUUUAAAAACAUCCUGCAACAAGUAAAGAGUCACCAAAGUGCUUGGCCAUUUAUGGAACCAGUUAAAAAAACUGAAGCCCCUGGUUAUUAUGAAGUAAUUCGCUUUCCAAUGGAUUUGAAAACAAUGAGUGAACGUGUGAAGAACCGCUAUUAUGUGACCAAAAAGUUGUUCAUGGCCGACAUGCAACGAAUCUUCACCAAUUGUCGUGAAUAUAAUCCUCCAGAAAGCGAAUACUUCAAAUGUGCCAAUAUCUUGGAAAAAAAUUUUUACAGUAAAAUUAAAGAAGCUGGACUGAUAGACAAAAUUAAAAAAAUGCAAUGAUGUGGAAGAUGGAUUUUGAAGCCCCAUACCCAGUGGACCAAAGAAUCUCUACAGUGCAAAAAGAUGCCAUUCAGCCCAUUGAGUCUGCAUCGACCCUCCAAAGAGCAUCCAUCCAGAUGCAGCCCCACCCACAUCCUGUAACCCCACAUUUUAUCAUGACUAAUCCAUCUAACCUGCACGAUUUUGGACUGUGGGAAGAAACUGGAGAACCCGGCGGAAGCCCAUGUAGACACAGGGAGAACUUGCAAACUCCACACAGUUACCCAAGGCUGGAAUCAAACCCAGGUCCCUGGCACAAUGCUAACCAUUGAGCCAUCAUGCUGCUUCUUUGAGAUCACCCCCAGACUAGGGUAGGAAAGGACGUAACAUCCUGACCACUGAGAAUUUAACCCUCCCCCACCUCAAAUGUACCACUAAGUGAUCAGAAUGUCCAGUCAAGGCAGGCAGUAGGAUUACUUAAUGUAUAAAUUAGAAUCCUUGAUUUACAAAAGACCCUAUUUUCUAUGUUAGGGCAGUCUGUAGUUUAGUUAGAUUGGCAGUUUAUUCUAAACAAAGAGCAGCCCAGGCUAAAUUUUCCUAUAUUUCUGUGAGGUCAGGGAUGCUCACGCAAGAUCUACAGAAUAAGCUUGUGUUUUUGCCACUCAGUUACCAUUGUUGGCCUAUAACAGACCUAUUGUCUUAUGGCUGAAAUAUGCAGAGGUAACAGCUUGGCCAAAAAUGUCUGGCAUCUGUCACAAUAUUUUAGUCACAGGUUAAUCAGGUUCAGCUUUCACUGGGGCUGUUGAGUGGCAAAGUCCACAUUAAGGGGACAUCUGACUCGUUCAGUUCCAGUGAACUGAUGAAUUGUUCCAUUCCUGCCCCCAUUUUGGAUCUAAAUGCUUCCCAGUAUGUUUUGUACUAUUUGUUAAGAAAUGUCAAAUUUUGAAAUGCCCAAGCAGUUUAAAAUUUUAAGUAUCACAAAGAUGAGCUUCUUUGUUCUCAUUUGGAUAAACCAAAGCAGCAUUCUGGUGUUCCCCAGCCAAACUCCAGAAUUUAGAUAAUACUUUAAAAUUCACAAUCCCCCAUGAACUGCAAAUAUUUUGACAUAAAAUUCCUAAAAUCAAUGUUUUUUUGUUUCCAUUCAGAUGCAUUUCUUAAGAGAAAAAAGUUUUGGUUUCAUAAUUUGGAAUUAAAAUAAAUUUGUUUAAUGAGGAUUCAAUUAUUUUUAAACCAGUCCUUUCAUAUUUUUAUUGAUGCUCACCAGAACUGGAGGAUUAUUUAAUUCAGUACAUGAUUUCUAAAAGGUAAGCCAUCACAUUACAUUUUUAUCUCAUUAAUAGAUUUUCCCCACAACAAUUUCUUAUAUCCCAAACAGUGAGGGAAAGAAGAAACCACAUACAAUGUCUGUGUCUUAAAUAAUUUCAAUAAGUUCUUGGCAUUUUCACCAAAACCAAAAUCUUGCAUACAUACAAUCAUACAAGUUAGGAUCAGCUCCUCAAGUCUGCCCUGCUAUUCUACAUGAUGGCUUAUCUGCCCCAGAUCUCAAUUCCUUUCCAGUGUCAGCUCCUUAUUGCACUCAACUCCUUGUAAUUUCAAAAAUCUACCUCCUCUUUAAAUACUUGUAGUGAUCUAACCUCCACACCCUCUGGGGUAUAUAAUUCCAGUUAUUCACUACCCUCUCCACUCCUUUGCAUCUCAGUUUUAAUGAGUGGCCCCUUAUUCUAGUUUGAAAUUCCCCACACGUGGAAACAUCUUCUCAACACCUACUCUGUCAGGCCUCUUCAGAAUCUUGUAUGUUUCAAUAAGAUCACCUCACAUUCUUCUAACUCUAAUGAACAAAGAUCUAACCUAUUUAGUUCUGAGUCAACCCUAUAUAUUCCAGGAUUAAGCCAAGUGAAUCCCUUUGAGCUGUCUCCAAUGCUUUCUUUCUUAAACAGCGAUCUGAUAGUUCAAUGAGCUCCAUUCUCCUAUCCAAUCCCUAUACCUUUUGACUUCAUUGUCGACCAACAAUAUAUCUAGUUCAACCUUAAAUUAAACUUUCAAUACUCUGUUUCCACCAUUCCAGAGAAGACAAUUCCAAAAUCUAACAACAUUGAGAGAAUAAAAUUGUUCUCUUCCAGCUUAAAUGGGAAACAAUUUAAUUCUAAAUGGUGUUGCCUGAUUCUAACUACUCCUGCAAGUGGAAACAUCUUCACACCAUCUGCCGUGUUGAUUCCCUUCAGGAUCCUAAAUGUUUAAAAGAGAGAGGUGAUCUUAUUCAAACUCCUCAUUAUACAGAUGACUUUACAUCCACAUGCACUCACAUUUUUUAGUUCCUUCAUUAAAAACUCAAUCAAGUUUGUAAGACACAAUUUUCCUCGCACAAAACCAUGCUAAUUAUUCCUAAUCAAUCCUUGCCUUUCCAAAUGCAUGUCAAUCCUACCUUUCAGAAUCACUUCCAACAAUGUACCCACCACCAAUGUCAGACUCAUGUCUAUCAUUUCCAGGCUUCUCCUUUCUUUACAAUGGCACAACAUUAGCCACGCUCCGAUACUUCACCUGAUGAUAAAUUGGUAUAGCUGAUAUAAAUAUUUCUGAUCGGGGCCUGGCAACUUCAUCCCAAUCUUCCCACAACAACCUGGAAUACACUAAUCAGGUCCUGGAUAUUUAUCCACUUUUAUGCAUUCUAGCAUUUCCAACAAGUCCUCUUUGUAUUGUUGCCUGUUGUAAUUAUAGUUGAAAAAAAAUAAUAAUUCAGAGAGGUGUACUCAAAAGAACAAAUUUUUAUAGCUUUGGGCAGCACAAUACAAAGACUGUCUUGUAGAAACUUUGUUUCUAUCAUUUCCAUUCGUGUGGAUAAUGCUGGCAUUUAUGCUCUGUAGAAUUCUUGCCAGAUUGACUCAGUGAGGAGAGAAAGGAAAGGGUGGGAAGGUUGGUCACCUGUAUUACAUAACACUUCACAAGUCCAGAUUGUUUGUCCCAAGUAAAUUACAGAAUCACAGAAUUCUCACAGUGUGGAAGGAGGGCAUUUGCUCAUUGAGUCUGUGCCAUCUUCCAAAUGAGCAAUGAACUGUUCACUAAGUGGAGAAUGAAGACUAUCUAGCUGACACUGGUGAACUGCUUGAUUUAUAUAUAAGUAGACAAAAUGCUAAUACAACUAUAACGUAAUGCUAGACAAUACCAAAACCCAUUUACUUGGGAAAUAUAUUAAUGUAAUUAUGCUUUCCCCUGAUAACUCAAGUAGUAAAUAUUUAAGUGACUGAAUAUUAAUGUGUGAUAGUAGCUAAGUGGUCAUGAGCAACAGUCUGCCCAAAUGAUUUGUUUUCGAAGGAUAUUUUAAUUUAUCAGAACAAAUGUAGACAAAAGUGUAGGUAUUUGCUGUGAUUUAUUUGAAGAUUCAUAUCCUUACAAUGCUGAGUUGGGAUAGCACAAGCUGUCCACAUAUUUCAUUUAUUAUUAUGGUCUGCAAAUCUUUAAUGUGUAUUCAAGUAAGUAUCUCUUUAUAGAAAUGAUAUAAACUGCUGACUGAAAGUUGUGCUCAUCUUUAUUUAAAGCAAUUUGUCCUAAAUUUAAAGAUAUUGCAAUGACUACGUUUAUAAAAAAAACUCAUUAAGAUUUAUUUUCUUAAAUAUUGCACUAUAACAUUAACUACUGACAUAUUGUAGUUAAAAUACUGUGAUCUAAUUGUAUCUACAUAUAUCCUUGUUAAAGACUUCUAUUCAAUUUCAUACCAUUUCUAUAAAUUCCUUUAUUUCUUUCCAGGUUGGUUUGCAAAAUUCAAUUUAGAAACUUAAAGUGCUGUCAACAGCAUUUGUUUUACAAAAUUAUUACAAAAUAUUGUAAAAGGUAUCCCCCGUUUCAUUUUACUGUGCUAUAUAUUACGAAGAGAUUUUCUAGCUUUUAAAAUCCAAAGCCAUUUUAACUUGUUCUAUAAGUAGAAGACCUACUCUGGAGAAAUUGUGCAAGGAUGAUUGUGUACCUGUAGUCUAACUCACAACCCAUUUUUCUCAUUUCGUGGAGCUUUUCCACGAACAUGGAAUUAAUUGUUUUCAGAAUCUUUAAGUUUCAACUGGUGAUUGCAUUUGUGGAUCACCUAUAUUCGCUAUGGUAAACUUGGUAAAAAUAAUUCUCAUUUUCUUUUAUAUAUUUUUUAUGGGUAGAAUUUCUGAUAGCACUUUGCUAUUGAAAUAACAUUUGAAUCCUAUUGUUAAAUUAUAUAUUGGAUACCCAAUUGGACUAGUGGAACAUUUCAAGUUCAUUCAAGAUCUGGUGUUAACGUUCAUAAUUUGAAUGUAAUUCAGUCAAAGUAAGAUUCCAAAGCAAACUAAGACUUAAGAUGCUAUGAUCCAAGCCUGUAUAGGUUGUGUUUUCCACCAAUAUUAUGAAUGCCAGCCUUAAUUGGUGGAAAAUAUUGAACAUAAAUAAGUCAGAUCAUUUAACAUCAAUGCUUUUAUUUAGUAGUUAAAACAAAGUAAUUUGAAAUGUUUAUUUUAUUUUUCAUAAAAUCAUCAGUAAUACAAAAUUAGAAUGUUAAAACUGAGAGACUAACAUAGAGGUUUUCUAAAUGUUUCCUUCAUUCAUUUUGAGGAGGAGGUAGUAGAUUUUGUGCAAUAUUGUAAACUUCACUUUUGUGAUUUUUGUAAACUUUUGUACUUGCUGCCGGUACAACAAAUGUCCUUUGUAAAAUUAAUAUAUUGUACCAAGAUAAAAAUAAAUGGUGUAACUUUCAAAUUA